CACAAACUCAAAAAAAAAACAAAACAAAAAAACAAAAAAAAUUGAAAAAAAAAAUUGUUUCUUUGUUUUAUUUUUCGACAGUAGUAAGUCCACCAAGGGUCUGUCCAGAGUUCUUUUAAGGUUGAAAGUGUCCAAGUUGGAGUCUGUGAUGGUCCGGUCUAGACACAUCCGACUGCUUCUUCUCCCGGUGUUGUGGAGCCACGCACUGGAAAGCCACACUAAAGCAUCUCACAGGCAGGUGGUGUCACUGGUGGGUGAGGAUUGCGAGCUGCCCUGUUCGGUGGACCCCGGCUCUAAUGUCCGGGUCCUGCAAUGGAGUAGACCCGAUUUAGACCACUAUGGGUACCUCCUGUUCUACAGACACCCAUGGGUCCGGAGCCACUACCAACACCCAGACUACAGGGCCAGAGUCCAACCCAAAGACCCAGGACUGAACCACGGAGAGCUCAGCCUUGUCCUGAAGAAUGUCACUCACAACGAUACAGGGACGUAUGAGUGUCGACUGCUCCUAGACAACAACAUCGGGAGCAAAACAACUGUCUAUCUGACGGUCAAGGAUGUAAACAGCUGGAGUGAGGAGGAAGUGAGCACGACCAGAGGUCAUCUUGCAUUUCCUGUUGCCACUCUUCUUUUUCUACUACUGAUGAUGAUUAUGUUGUUCAUCGUUGUUUUAAAGCGCCGGGCGACACCACCACAGCAGGACUUAAACUGAGAGAUUUUGUACUUUUUGCGGCAUUUUUUUGCCAUAAUGGGACUUGAACUGAGAGAUUAUAUAUUUUAUUACGGCAUUUUUUUUUUGCCAUAAUGGGACUUGAAUUGAGAGAUUAUAUAUUUUAUUGCGGCAUUUUUUUUUUUGCCAUAAUGGGACUUGAACUGAGAGAUUAUAUAUUUUAUUGCGGCAUUUUUUUUGCCAUGAUGGGACUUGAACUGAGAGAUUAUAUAUUUUACUGCGGCAUUUUUUUUGCCAUAAUGGGACUUGAACUGAGAGAUUAUAUAUUUUAUUGCGGCAUUUUUUUUGCCAUAAUGGGACUUGAACUGAGAGAUUAUAUAUUUUAUUGCGGCAUUUUUUUUGCCAUAAAGGGACUUGAACUGAGAGAUUAUAUAUUUUAUUGCGGCAUUUUUUUGCCAUAAUGGGACUUGAACUGAGAGAUUAUAUAUUUUAUUGCGGCAUUUUUUUGCCAUAAUGGGACUUGAAAUAAGAGAUUAUGUAUUUUUUGAGGCAUUUGUUGCCAUAACUACAAUACCAGUCGAAAGUUUGGACACACAUUUUUAUUUGAUUUUUUCUAUAUUUUACGAAUGUAGAUUCUGACUGAAGGCAUCAAAACUAUGAAUCCUAG
Molecule: messenger RNA, 1337 nt
Organism: Periophthalmus magnuspinnatus
Lineage: Eukaryota; Metazoa; Chordata; Actinopteri; Gobiiformes; Gobiidae
Product: myelin-oligodendrocyte glycoprotein-like
Exons: 3
Coding region: 149-712 (187 amino acids)
Biological process (GO): positive regulation of T cell proliferation; negative regulation of T cell proliferation; immune response
Cellular component (GO): external side of plasma membrane
Source: RefSeq, a predicted model, not a curated record